This is a messenger RNA of Siniperca chuatsi (mandarin fish), 3244 nucleotides long. It is a transcript of the gene lg6h19orf44, whose product is annotated as linkage group 6 C19orf44 homolog. The coding region runs from base 391 to 2595 and encodes 734 amino acids. NCBI's taxonomy places the organism in Eukaryota, Metazoa, Chordata, Actinopteri, Centrarchiformes, Sinipercidae. The transcript is spliced from 11 exons. The record is from RefSeq and is a predicted model, not a curated record.
GGAAAACCGGAAAACGGAAGCUUUUCCAUGGAGACAAGGGACGCUCGAUGGUCGCUAUGCACAAAGUAGGCAGUAUACGGCCUGAAGUUGCCAACAUUGUGAGCCGUUUUAUGUUGCCUAUUUGGUGUGGAAUUGUAGAAGGUUAUGAAGGGCCUCGAAAUUAAUCUAUGAGGCACUUUUUAUGCACCGUAUGUAACGUCAGUUAGCUAGCACACAUGGUUUUAGCCUCUAGCUAGCUAACUUAACACUAACGUUACUGCUUCCAACGCAGGAUGAAACUGGGUCAGCUACUGUUAAAAUAGCGUGUAAACAUGUAGCAUUAUAUAUAUCAAAGUGUAUAAAGUAAUAGCUAGUUAGCCAGAUAGCAUUAGCAUUAGCCUCAGUUUAAAGAUGUGGAAACGGGGCGGUCGAAGCUCCGCUCUGGACCGAGCUCAGGCACUGCUGUCCGCCAAGAGGAACAGCGGAGGAGACGCUGAGUCCGUGCGGGGGUCUACAGCCAAAACACGGGCUCACACAGGUGCUGUGGGUGGGUCUGUGGAAACUAGAUCUGCUCCCCCGAAUGCACACACUUCCUUCUCAGAUCUGAGUGACCUGUCCUCGGUCAGCUCAGCUCCGGAGCACGGAGCUCACACUAUGGGCUCUGUUGCUGCUGGGAAGCCCCAGGGAAGAGACGGGGAUCUCAGACCUCAGAGCUCUCUGGGUGGAGGAGGGAUUAGGUUCUUGAAGAAGGCUCCACCACCUGCAAACAACAGCAGCCAGUCACCUGUCAGCAAGAGCCAAAUGCAGCAGGCCCCUGAACCCAGAUAUGUGUCAUCUUCCCAGCGAGGCUCCCAGACUGCUGCUUUGAGUAGACUGGCUCAAAUUGAGAGCCGCAUCCACAGCCGCAAGCAGACCAGACAGGGGCCAAUACCUGCUGAGAAUCUAACAUCAGACUUGGGAAUCUCACCACCAGCAGCUGCCCAGUCCCUGGAGGCCUCUGUGCAACUCUCAGCACAGUCCAGCAGUGACCAAAACCUGAAGGGGAAACGUUUCCUCAAGAACAACAUACCUGUAGCUGUUAACAAUAGUAAUACUGCUGCUGUUAGGUCUCCAAAAGGCCCAGAUGUUGCCGUCAGGUCCAGGUCCAGAGCUGCUGAUGCUAUUGUCCCUUCAGCGGGUUUGGAGACAAAGUCAGUGAGAGUAGUGAGUGGUGUGAGUCUGGAAAGUGAUGAAGAGGACAUGAGGAAACUGCUCGGAGACUCGUUGGAUUCAGUAGACAACAGCUUCUUAAUACCAGGGAGACCCUCUUCCAAAAGAACAGCGGACAAGAUGUUGAGCCAAAGCAGUCAGAAGGUCCACUCCACACCUCCUCCCGCUGCUGUCCCUCCUUCAUCAUCCUCCAACACAGUGCCACCUCACUCCCCUGCCUCUCCUUCUCGCCGCAGUUCUCCUUUUCGAUUCACCGGGCAGGCUCAGGCCCACUUCAGCCCCUCUGUGCUCUCCCCAUCCCCCUCUCCUCCCUGUGUCUCCCCUUCUCCUCCGGGGAGACUGAACUCCCGUCACAGGGCUGGGAGUCCACAGCGCUCCCUCUCCUCCAUGUCAGGCCGCAGUGAGGUGCUCUCUCUGGCGGAGCUCUUCCCUGUUGGGCUUGGCUCUCCAGAUCCCCACAGUGAGAUGAGUGCAGUUUCUUCUGAAGAUGGACAACAAGACUUCAAGAUAAAUGUGAUGACGUUAGACGACCUCGUUCCUGCUACCCUUGAUUUUACUGAGGAAACAUCAGGAAAGGAGAGAGAAGCCAAACACAGCGCCCCUGUUCCUGGACCCGCGAACAGACAUCAACAGUUGCCAGGAUUGAAGGAGAAGGAAGAGGAACAGCAGCAGCAGCAGCAGGAGGAUGUGCUGGACUACCAAAGUGACUUUGAGAGUGAGAGCAGGACAGAGCCAGAUUACAGUGCCAGCCAGGUUUCAGAGCAUGUGCAAGGAGAUGGAGAUGAAGAGGAGGUGGUAUCAGACGUCAGAGAAGAGGCUUCGGAUUCAGAAAUGUCCCGUGGGAGGACAGAAGAUGAUUACUCAAGCACUUUCUCAGACUCAAGUCGCUCCUACACCUCACGGACCUCAGAUCGCAGUCAAACACUCAGCAGAAGCAGAGACUCCAGAUCCUCUGUAUCACAUGGCAGCCGGACCUUAUCUCGCCAGUCAAGGAGGCGUGCUUCAACUAGAAAGGUUUUAAAAGAGGCAGGAGUACAGACUCAGCCUGAUCCACUGGCUUACACAUGGCCCGCCGGUAUGGCUACUUUUGGUCCUGCAGCGGGCAUGACCUACAUGAAUCCCACUCCAGUGGUCGCUCAUACUCUCAGUGCAGAAAAUGUGGAAGCUCUCAGCACCUUCAAUCCAGCUGUAUUUGCACUCAAUGAGAUGCUGAAACAGCAACUUGCCAUGACAAGGCGGUUCAUCGAAAGCAGCCGACAUCUUCACUCCAGCCUGGUGCAGAGCCUGGAACCACCAAACUACAGAUACACCACACUGGAGGACACCAAGGAGUUCAUUCGCAAGCACAGACCUCCCAAACUGACAAUGGAUGAAGCCUUACAGGAGGUGCUGCAGGAGAUGGGAUGACUACCAUCAUAUCUGACUACUGGUACUGAAUGUUCUGGAUUACAGAAUCCCCGUGUGUGGAGCUAGAGACAUUUGCCAUGUCCUUCUUAUUAAAAUAAGUUUUAUACAUAAUUAAAUUAUAUUUUUCUACUGUGGGAAGAAUUACAGUAUUUGUUGUUGUUAACCAGUCAUAGAACACGCCAUGAAGAUUUGAGUGCUUUUGUAAAAGUGCAAUUAUGUCAUAUUGUUUUAAAUUUGUGUCAGGGUUAAAAUCAUGCAGAAAUCGAGCCUCUGUGUAUCAGUUCAUUGAGUUAUUUGGAUGAUGAGCCUGUUAGUGAAAUAGUGUAAAAGCAUCUUUGCUGUUACUAGUACAUUCAGAAGAAAUAAUGAUAAACAGUGUUACACCUUCAUGAUUUUGUUUUAAUGCAUUUGUUAAAGUAAAUCCCAAAAGAAGAACUGCAGUGUUUAGAAACUUGGCAACAUUUCUGUUCUGAAAGAAUUAUCUGUAAACAAUUACACUUCUCUACAGACCGUUGCAACUUUUCAGUAUCUUGGAUGUUGGAUAACACAAGAUCUACAGUAUUUCUGGCAUUGUGGAACAAUAGAACACCUCAAAUCAUAUUUUUCUUGUCUAAUGUCAAAUUUAAAUAAACUUCACAGUUUUGAUGGA